CUCAAGGCGUGGGCGGGGCGCGCGCAUGCGCGGAGAGAGGCGGCGGGUGCUGCGGAGCCGGGGCUGCCGGGGCUGCGGGCGCCAUGUCGGGCCGCUCGGUGCGCGCCGAGACCCGCAGCCGCGCCAAGGAUGACAUCAAAAAAGUGAUGGCGGCCAUCGAGCGCGUCCGCAGAUGGGAGAAGAAGUGGGUGACGGUGGGCGAUACCUCCCUGCGGAUAUUCAAGUGGGUGCCCGUGGCGGAUAGCAAGGAGAAAGAGAAAUCCAAAUCGAGUAGCAGCACUGCCCGAGAACCCAAUGGCUUCCCAGCUGACACCUCUGCCAACUCCUCUCUCCUCCUGGAGUUCCAGGGUGCUGUUUCUGCAGAUGAGAACAGCAACCAGAGCUCCCUGUCGGAUGUCUACCAGCUCAAGGUGGACAGUAGCCCCAACUCCAGCCCCAGUCCCCAGCAGAGUGAGUCCAUGAGUCCUGCCCACACGUCCGACUUCCGCACGGACGACUCGCAGCCACCCACACUGGGGCAGGAGACACUGGAAGAGCCUUCCCUGCCUUCCUCGGAAGUUGCAGAUGAGCCUCCCACUCUCACAAAGGAAGAGCCAGUCCCCCUUGAGACUCAGGUAACUGAAGAGGAGGAGGACUCCGGUGCACCGCCUCUGAAGAGAUUUUGUGCCGAUCAGAACUCUGUGUGCCACACGGCCUCGGAGAGCUAGCCUGCCCGUCCCCGGGGAGAGCGCCUUCGCCAGCCCCUUGCAGAGCCGCCUGCCCUCCCCUGGGGACGGGGUGCUUCCCCCUGCCUGCCCCUUCCCUGGGGAUGCCACUUGCGAUCCAGCCUGCCCAGCCCUGCCCUGCCAUGGGGGGCAGGAGUCUAUGUCCCGGGCGGAUGGGGCUGCCACCAGUACCUGCAACUUUGCCUCUAUUUAUUGGCUCCCUCUCUCCCUGCUGCCCUGCCCUGUAGUGGGGGUCUCUGGCGGGUGGCCUGUGUGUGCGGGGGCAGCUGUCUGCAGGGCUCCCUGCCCUCCGUGGGCACUGGCAGAUGCCGUUUCCUUGCUUCUGGCUCCCCUGCCCCCCCCCCCCCCCCCCCCCCCGGGUGCCGAGAACGGGAGAGCCGCCCUCCAGCCGCACGAAGUGAUUUUUCCCCUCCCGUGUGAACGCAGGCGGGAAGCGGGAUGUGCGGGGGGGGGGGGCGGGGGCAGAGGCGGAGUCCCGCCCCGCGGCGGCAGGCACGUACUGGGACGCUGUGCAAUAACUGCUAGUUUAAGCCAUGGAUAUUCGGAGGAACCGGAGCGCUCCCCCCGCGGAGGGCAGGUACGGACCGGCCUCUGCUCUGCCGCCGGGCGCUGGCGAAGGCCCCCCCUCCCCCCCCCCCCCCCCCCCCCCCCCCUCCCCCCCAUUCCCCACCCCCCACCCCGACAGACAGAGGACCCCUGCGCCGCUCUACGCACCCCCGUUCCCGGGACGCGUCAGGGUGCCGGGCCGCCCCAGGAAGCUCUCCCGCCCCGGGGCUCUGCCCCCGCCGCCAGCCCGCAGCCCCGCCGCCGCCCCACGCCCGGGCCGCCCCUCCCGGCUUCCCCCGCCACCACUGCAUGUCCCGCCGAGUCUGUGAUCGAGCCUGGCGAAGCCGAAGGCGCGGCCGCGCGUGGAAGUGGAAAGUUAUUUUAGCACUGAAUAGAAUAUUUUUAAAAUUAAACUAUUUGAAAUACAGCGCCCGGUGUCUGCGGGGCGGGACCAGGCCGCCGGCGGGAAGUUCGUAGGGGGCGGGAGCGCCGGGAAAGGCCGCGCAGCGCCGGGAGCCGCCCCCCCCGGCUCCGGCAGCCCCAGCCCGGUGCCCGCGUCCGCCCCCGGGAAGGUACGAGCGGGCCCGCUGCGCCCCCGCCUUGUCCCCCCCACCACAGCCCGGGCCCGCGGUCCCCUCGGCCGGUGCCCAGCGUUAUCCGGGGGCGGGCGGGAGGAGACGGAGCGCGGCCCCGAGCCGGCGGCGGGACCAGCCCGGCGCCAUCUGCAACAGCCCCGCCGAGCGGGGCACCCCCCCUUCCCCUCCCCGGCCGCGCCGUCCCUCGGCGGGGGCCCGCUCCGUUCUGUUGCCCGCUCCCAGCCCGGGAGGCGCCGGGCAGAUGGUUCCCGCGGCCCCCGCCCGCCCGGGGGCCCUGGCGUGGGGUCGGUAGGGCCGGUACUGUCAGCCGUCAGCUCCGGGAUAGCUGGGGUAUGUUUUGUAGGCAGCUUCAAGAUACCGAUUAGAGCCCGAUAUGCAAAAAGCCUAAUAAAUUAGCUUAAUUAACACGACGUCUGUGGGUGUCUUUGCAAUAGUCUGUCUUUGAUUUGCUUGUGCGUUGCAAAUAAUGGUUUUUAUAUCCCAGGUUGUUAAAUCUAGUGGGUAAGGCUAAGCCA
Grus americana (Whooping crane) is the source of this 2382-nucleotide messenger RNA. RefSeq names its product BAF chromatin remodeling complex subunit BCL7B (gene BCL7B). The coding region runs from base 84 to 707 and encodes 207 amino acids. The record is from RefSeq and is a predicted model, not a curated record. The transcript is spliced from 6 exons. NCBI's taxonomy places the organism in Eukaryota, Metazoa, Chordata, Aves, Gruiformes, Gruidae.